This is a messenger RNA of Meloidogyne enterolobii, 3100 nucleotides long. NCBI's taxonomy places the organism in Eukaryota, Metazoa, Nematoda, Chromadorea, Rhabditida, Meloidogynidae. The record is from the annotation of a GenBank genome assembly.
AAAGUUUAACAUUUCUUCUCGUGGUAUUGGUCGCUGGACGGGAAUUGGAUUUUCAAAAGAUGGAAAAAUGGCUGGUUCUGAUAUUAUUACUGGAUGGUUUUAUGACCAAAAACCUUAUUUAACCGAUCGUUUUGCUUUUGCCCAACAACAGCCAGCUAUUGACCCUGUUGAUAGACAAGAUAUUUUUGAUAUUGGAGGGGCUUUAAUUGAUGAUAUACAGACAAUAUCCUUCCGUCGCAAAGUUGUCAGUCCAGACAAAAGCACAGAUUUAAGUUUGGCACAAUGUGCUCAUUUUCUCUUCCCUGUACAAGGUGGAAGGGUGAUGGCACAUUCUAGUCGCGAUUUCCAACAGGCACGUACCCCAAUCGGUUUCCACGACCAACAACAGCCAAUUUCUUCACCCACCCAAAUCUGCCUUUGUGAUAGGCCCACAAACUUUAAAAAUUCAGAAAAGGAACAAAUUGGAAGGAGAAGAGUGAGAAAUGUAGAGAAUGAGGAUGAAGAAGAGAAACAAUCUGGAUUACCCUUUCAAUGUGCUGAUGUUGCUAUAAUACAGAUAGCCGAAAAUCAAAAUAAAUUAUUUAUAAGAGCAAUUGAUGCCUUUGGUCUUUCCAAUGAUUCUCUAAGAAGAGAUGAACAUUGGGGAGGGCAACAAUCUUUUAAUGGAGUUGAAUUAAUUAAUAAUUCUGGCAAAAAUACUUUUUGGUUAGCAAAACUGUUAAAAGACCCAACCAAUUCAAACGGCGAUUUGACCAUCCAACAAGGUCAGACCCAAGUUUUUCUUUUUUCUGGGCAUGGAAUAAAACCAGAAAUUUCACAAGCAGAAAAAUUGGAAUUUGCUUUGAUUGAUUUGAUGGCUGGUGCUGGUAAAGAAAUUAUUCAAAAUACAACAACAAAACAUCCACCCACUAUUUCCCCAACAACAACUACAAUAAACAUACCAGAAAAUAUUACAGAAGCAAUAAAAACAGUUUCUUCUGUUUCUCCAAAACAAACAAAAGUAAAAGAGGCGAGUUCUGAAAUGGAAAAUUCUGAAGAAAAUGUUGAAGGGGAGAAGGAAGUCGAGAAGGAAGUUGAAAAGGAAGUUGAGAAGGAAGUAAUAGAGAAAGAAGAAGAAGAACAAACUAAUAAAGAAGAAGAUGAAGAAGAGUCUGCCUCCUCGUCGCCUUCCGAACUACCCAAAACCUCCAUUUUAACCGAUGAAAACUGCUUUGGCGGUUUUGCAUAUCCAGAAGAUUGUAUGCAAUUAACAGCUAAUGGAAAUAUAAAACAAUGUCAAUAUAUGGUACAAUGGAUAGUUACACCCGAAUUGGGAAAAGUUAAUUUCCAAUUAAAUGUCAGAAUGCCUUCUAAUCAUUGGACUGGUGUUGGGUUUUCUAAUGAUGGGACUAUGACCAAUUCUGAUGCGAUAAUUGCAAUCUUGGGGAAAGAUGGAAGAAUAACACUACAGGACCGUUUUUCGCCUAGCUAUGAUAAACCUUUAAUUGAUACAAAGCAAAAUAUAGAAGAAAUAAGUAGCCAAUCAGUUGAUGGUCUCUGGGCUUUAAAUUUCUCUCGUUCUUUAUAUACCCAAGAUGAUUUACAAGAUGCUGAUUUAAGACAAUGCCAACAUUUUAUUUUCUUACAUACAGCUAAUCCGUUGACUUCUGAAAGUGAUGAAAUGAAAAAACAUAUUAAAACACCUAUAAUUUCUGAAAACAUGAUUUGUUUGGGUAAAUGCGGACAGAAAUUGUCUUCUACAACGGCAACAAAUGAUGUUUCUAUUGACGUUACAACUGAAGUGUCAACAACAGAAAAACAACAAGAAACACAAUCUACAUCUCUGCAAACAACAUUAUCAACAACAAAAGAAACAGAGAAAACAACACAAACAACAGAAAUACAACAAACAUUUGCUAUAACAGAAACAACAGAGAAACAAACAACAGAGAAAACAACAACAACAACUUCAACAUUGUCACAACAACAAGAGAAACCUGAAGACGAACAAAUGAAUAAAAACUUGGUUGAAGAAACACCUGAGAUUGUAAAACAACAACAAAAUGUUGUAGACGAAAAAUACAAAAAGAAAGUAUUUAAUGUUGCAAUUAAACUUCCCAAUGAAAAAUGGGAUGAAAAAUUGGGAGAGCCUGAAUCUGAAGAAUUUUCUUUAAUGUCUCAAAAGUUGAGCAAUUCGUUACAAUCAUUCAUCUCUAUUAGAUGGCCCUCACUUCAAAUGAUUAACGUACAGAAAUUCGCGGAGGGAAGUGUUCUUGCAUUACUUCAAAUGACUUUUAACACAACAUUAAAAAAUAAUGAAGAAUUACCAACUACCAAACAAUUAAAACAUUUCCUGAAAGAAGCUGCUGCUCAAAAAAUGCCUGCCGAAUUAGUUUUAGAUUCAGAAAUGUUGGAAGUACAAGAAAAUGAAGAGGAAGGAGGAGAGAUGAAUGACACAAACGAAAUUGGGGAAGAAAAGGAAAAAGUAGCUUCGAUGGGGGGACAAUGGCAAGGAUGGCUUUUGGCUGUUUUGGGGACUUUUAUGUUACUUUCUAUUGCCACAGCUCUUCUAUUUUGUGCUUUUCGUAACAGAAAGCAAUCACGGCAACAUCAGACUUAUCCCACAAAACACCAUUCCUCCAUGCAUCGUCAUAAUCAAAACAAUUUACGAGGAAAUAAUCUUUUCUUUAAUGGAUCAGCUAAUAAUUAUAAUCAAAGCCAUUAUACACCUUUCCCUGGGGAAAAAGAAGACAGAGCAAGUGAAAACAGUACAACUGCCAAGACAAAUAAUAGUGGGGGUGAAAGCUGUAAUAAUGUGCCUAAUGGCGUUAAAACGCAAAAUAAAAUGGUGGAAACACCUCGGGGUAUUGGAGAGGCUAGUUAUCGUGAAUGGUUUAAGAAGGUAGCAUCAAAAGAUACCCCAACCCACUAUCAAGAAAAUUAUUGGCAAAUACCCCCACCAACUCCAAUGCCAAGGUCUGCAAGUCACGGAGGACAAACACCAGUACACGCACCUUCUGCUUCUCCAUACCUUUCUUAUCCGAACGAUCCAACUUAUUAUACGUUAAAUGGAGAACAUAGAAUUGUACCUCCACCACCUGCUUACUAUCGACCUUUUUAA